UAGGCUGGCUGGAUUCAAAUCCCUACUAGCCGGUGAUCAUAGACAAGUCACUUGGCCUCUGCUGGUCUCAGUUUUUUCACCUGUGAAGUAAAGGGCAUAACAGCACCUACUUCAUGGGGUUGCCACCCUGGCUGGCAGUAAAACCGUCCAUAAAAAUUGGCUGGUGUUACUAUUGGUUGCAUUAAUUUUUAGCAGCCGGAGCCUGUUUUCUCCUGUGAAAUGAAGAUAACCAUGCCCAACCUUAAAGCCACAGCUGGGCCUGGCGGGGGGACCAUGGGCGCCUCGGUCUCCAGGGGCCGGGCCGCCCGGGUCCCCGCGCCGGAGCCGGAACCCGAAGAGGCGCUGGACCUGAGCCAACUACCCCCGGAGCUACUUCUGGUGGUGCUGAGCCACGUCCCCCCGCGCACGCUGCUCGGGCGCUGCCGCCAAGUGUGCCGGGGCUGGCGAGCCCUGGUGGACGGCCAGGCCCUGUGGCUGCUGAUCCUGGCCCGCGACCACGGCGCCACCGGCCGCGCGCUGCUGCACCUCGCCCGCAGCUGCCAGUCUCCCGCCCGUAACGCCAGGCCUUGCCCCCUGGGCCGCUUCUGCGCGCGCAGACCCAUCGGACGCAACCUUAUUCGCAACCCCUGCGGCCAAGAAGGCCUCCGAAAAUGGAUGGUGCAGCACGGUGGGGACGGCUGGGUGGUGGAGGAAAACAGGACAACCGUGCCUGGGGCCCCUUCUCAGACGUGCUUCGUGACUUCAUUCAGCUGGUGUUGCAAGAAGCAGGUCUUGGACCUAGAGGAGGAGGGUCUGUGGCCUGAACUGCUGGAUAGUGGCAGGAUUGAGAUUUGUGUCUCUGACUGGUGGGGAGCCCGACACGACAGCGGCUGUAUGUACAGACUCCUUGUCCAACUUCUAGACGCCAACCAGACUGUUCUAGAUAAAUUCUCUGCUGUGCCUGAUCCCAUCCCGCAGUGGAACAACAAUGCCUGCCUUCACAGACACAGUUUCACUAUGUUGCCUGGGCUGGUCUUGAACUCCUGUGCUCAAGCAAUCCUCCCGCCUCAGCCUCCCAUAGUGCUGGGAUUACAGGCACAAGCCACUGCGUCCAGCCCGUGCAUGUUUUUGAGUGCAUCAAUUCCAGCUCUAAGAUUGACAAGAACUACUCCUGGAAACUUUCCCCUCCUCCCAAAGAAAAAUAAGAAGAAACACCCGGUCUUGCCUUUCCAAGCUGCUGGACUGAUUUGAAUUCAAAUUGACCGUGACCCUCCAUUUGAUACCUAUCCUUCCACCUGCUCACCUGCCACCUGGGGUGGCCCAGCUCCUGGAUCUUCCACCAGAACGCCCAGCUGGGGUUGCUGUCCACACUCCUCAGGCAGAGACACUGUUGUCAUGGACAUGCAAAACCCAUCUGGAAUUGACUGCCUUGGGCAUUCCCUCUGACAGCAAGGACUGAGCAGAUCUGUUUGGACUGGUCUGGCAACUUUAGGGCUGGAGGGCCCAGGCUGGAAGACCACAAUGGGGCCCCUGAACCUCUAAUGAAUGCACCUCCUGCCUGGGGUUCCCUAAAAACUGUAAACUCUCCGUCUCCAGGGGGCACCACAUGUGCCCUCUGGGAUUGUACUUUUCUGGGUUUUUUUUUUUUUUUUUUUUUCGGAGACACCCAGGCUAGAGUCCAGUGGUACGAUCUCAGCUCACUGCAGCUUCGAAUUCCUGGCCUCAAGUGAUCCUCCCGCCUCAGUCUCCCAAGGAGCUGUGACUAUAGGCGCACACCACCAUGCCUUUUUUGCAUUUUUUGUAGAGAUGGAGUUUCUCUAUGUUGCCCAGGCUGGUCUUGAACUCCUGGGCUCAAGUGAUCUUCCCGCCUUACCCUCCCAAAGUACUGGGAUUAUAGGCAUGAGCCACCGCACCUGGCCUGGGAUUAUAUUUCAUGUGUGUGUUGUCCCCUGAUUAUUAGGACACUGUCUUAGCCCUGAACACUGUUCAGAUCAGCUUCAACUUACUGGUCAGCUGUACUUGCUGUGCCUGAGUCAAUGUGUUGAACCACAAAAACAAUUCAUACAGAAACAAGGAGGAAGCCACUUGGCUUUCGAAGCUAGAUCUCUGUGGUUAGUGGGAUGUGCUUUUUUUUUCUUUUUUCUUUUUCUUUUUUUUUUGAGAAGGAGUUUCGCUCUUGUUGCCCAGGCUGGUGUUCAGUGGCGUGAUCUCGGCUCACCGCAACCUCCGCUUCCCGGGUUCAAGCGAUUCUCCUACCUCAGCCUCCCGAAUAGCUGGGAUUACAGGCAUGCACCACCACGCCAGGAUAAUUUUUUGUAUUUUUAGUAGAGACAGGGUUUCUCCAUGUUGGUCGGGCUGGUCUCGAACUCCCAACCUCAGGUGAUCCACCCACCUUGGCCUCCCAAAGUGCUGGGGUUACAGGAGUAAGCCACCGUGCCUGGCCAAUUUUUUUUAUUUUCAGUAGAGACGGGUUUUUCACCAUGUUUGCCCGGCUGGUCUCGAACUCCUGACCUCAAGUGAUCCACCCACCUCGGCUGCCCAAGUGCUAGGAUUACAGGCAUGAGCCACCACGCCUGGCCAGGCCAGUUUUACUUUGUACAAUGUCUCUCCUUUUGCUUUUGUCUGAUGUUUCUUUAUAAUUAGAUUCAGAUUAUACAUCUUUGGCAAGAAUAUCACAGAAGAGACUUUUCUGUGUGUCCCCACUGCAUUUAUCAUGUGCUGCACGAUUUCAAUUCGUCCCAGUAUUGAUGACAUUUCACCUUGAUCACUUGAUUUAAAGUGGCAUCGGCCAACCUUCACUGUCAAGUUACUUUACUCUUUGUAAUUAGUGUUUCAUAAGUUCUUUAAAACAGUGUAAAUAUCCCAUUCUUCAUCAACCUUUGGAUUCAUUCAUUUAUCUACAUAUAUCAGUAUUGACUUGUGGUUUCCUA
Messenger RNA from Pongo pygmaeus (Bornean orangutan), 2909 nucleotides. It is a transcript of the gene FBXO27, whose product is annotated as F-box protein 27. The transcript has 7 exons. The coding region runs from base 220 to 1230 and encodes 336 amino acids. Gene Ontology annotation, molecular function: protein binding; ubiquitin protein ligase activity. Gene Ontology annotation, cellular component: cytoplasm; SCF ubiquitin ligase complex. NCBI's taxonomy places the organism in Eukaryota, Metazoa, Chordata, Mammalia, Primates, Hominidae. The record is from RefSeq and is a predicted model, not a curated record. Gene Ontology annotation, biological process: ERAD pathway; SCF-dependent proteasomal ubiquitin-dependent protein catabolic process; glycoprotein catabolic process.